Messenger RNA from Dictyostelium purpureum, 1776 nucleotides. RefSeq lists its product as uncharacterized. The coding region runs from base 1 to 1776 and encodes 591 amino acids. Gene Ontology annotation, molecular function: ATP binding; cysteine-tRNA ligase activity. Gene Ontology annotation, cellular component: cytoplasm. Gene Ontology annotation, biological process: cysteinyl-tRNA aminoacylation. NCBI's taxonomy places the organism in Eukaryota, Evosea, Eumycetozoa, Dictyosteliales, Dictyosteliaceae. The record is from RefSeq and is a predicted model, not a curated record. The transcript has 3 exons.
AUGAUUAGACUAAUCAAAAACAAUGUUAAUAAAUUAAUUGUAAAUAAUAAUAAUAUAAUAUCAAUUAGAUUAUAUUCAACAACAACAAUAUCACCAUCAUCAAACAUAACAAAUAAAAGAAAAUGGGAAAUGCCAAAAAUUGAAACAUCAUAUGAUACUGGCAUUCAAGUUAAAAACAGUUUAGCAAAUCAUCAAAAGGUACCAUUGUUAAUUUCAAACUCUAAUAUAAAAAAUCAAAGACCAAUAAGCUGGUAUACUUGCGGUCCAACAGUAUACAGUAGUUCACAUAUCGGUCACGCUAGAAACUAUGUUACUGUUGAUAUCAUUCAAAGAAUUUUACAAGACUACUUUAGAUUAAAUAUAAUUCAUGUUAUGGGUAUGACCGAUAUUGACGAUAAAAUACUAAUUAAAUCACGUGAAAAGCAAAUUUCAGCAUCGGAACUAUCCAGAAUAUAUGAAAAAGAGUUUAUUGAAGAUUUAAAGUCAUUAAAUAUUAAACCACCAAUGUUUACCACCAGAGUUUCAGAGCAUAUGGGCGAAAUUAUUAACUAUAUCGAAAAAAUUAGAGAUAACAAUUUAACAUAUGAAUCAACUAAAUCAAUUUUUUUCAAUGUCGAAAAGUUUGGAUUUGACAGAUACUCAACACUAAGAGCAAUUAAUGAACAUGGAGAAUCAAAGGAUCUUGUAGAUGAUACUAAAAAAUCGAAUCAAGAUUUUGUAUUAUGGAAAUCAUUUAAUAAAGAUUUAGAUUAUGAUGGUAAAAAUGAAGCUGUUGGUUGGGAGUCUCCAUUUGGUAAAGGAAGACCAGGUUGGCAUAUAGAGUGUUCUGCAAUGAUAAACUCAAUUUUUGGUAAUCAUUUAGAUGUCCAUUCUGGCGGUAUCGACUUAGAGUUUCCACAUCAUCAAAAUGAAAUUGCUCAAUGCGAAGGUCAUCAUUCAGAAUGUAAUAAAGAUGGUUCAUAUCAAUGGGCAAACUAUUUCCUUCAUGUAGGUCAUCUCCAUUUAAAAAAUGUAAAAAUGUCAAAAUCACUCAACAAUGUAAUUACAAUUCGUGAUUUUCUUGAUAAAUAUACUCCAAAUACUUUACGUUGGCUCUGCCUAAUUCACAGAUAUACAGAUCCAUUGGUAUACAGCGACGAAACUUUAAAACUAUGUGUCGAAAAAGAAUUAUUAUUUAUAAAUUGGUUUAAGUUUGUUCAGAAUAAAUUAGAUGAAGAAUUAGUAUCAGUAGAUAAAGUUAAAAAAACUUUUAAUGACUCUGCAGCAUUAUUAGAACAAUUAAGUAAUACCAAAUUAAAAGUUGAAAAAGAUUUAGCAAAUGACUUUGAUACUCCAGCAGUCGUUGAAAGUUUGCAAUCAUUAAUGAAACAAACUAGAGAAUCAAUUGACACAAUUGAUACUGACCUUUUGUAUAAUAUUCAAGACUAUAUUAAAUCAAUUUUAAAUGUUUUUGGUUUGGAUGUAUCAAAUUUAUCAAAUUUACCAACCAACGUAGGGGACAACACAAACGAAUUCUUAUUGGAAACUUUGAUGGAUCUUAGAUCAGAUUUGAAGAAACUAUUAAAAGAUGUACCAAAUUCUCAAGACCCAUCCUUUAAAGAAAUUAAAUCAAAAUUAUAUAAAAUUACCGAUCAAGUUAGAGAUAAAUGUUUAUCGGAAAUUAAUUUAAAAGUUAGCGAUAAUGCAAACAACGACAAACCUUAUACACUAGAAUGGUUAGAUAAAAAUCAAAUGCAGUUGCUAAAUAUCAAAAACAAUAAUAAUCAAAAAAAAUAA